ACUGAAAACGACUGGCAAAUUUGUCAACAUUACUCCGUCGUUGGUGCCAUAUGGUAGUGUGUGUCUUGUAGAUCUGAAGCACAAUGGAAGACGUCUUAACGCAGAUCUCACGAGACGCCUCAAGUGCCAAACACAAGGCGGUGAGAGAUGCUUGCGUGGCAGCCAGUGGUAUACUUGAAAAUGAGGAACAAACCAAAGCACAUGAACCAUUCCAACUCAGAGAAAAGGUCCUUGAGGCCUUGCGACUGGCUAUGGAGACCAAGAGCAGUAAGCUGGGACAACAGGCAGUUGGAGGUAUACAGAAAAUGCUGGUUGACGAUCGGUUCCUCUCACUGGGUGAGGAGACCAGAGAACAACAGAUGCCGUACCAGAUUCUGGAAACACUCAAAGUUGCACCCAACUGUAGCGAUGAUGUACAGAUGGAGAUUAUGAAGUUGUUCCUGAGUAUGACAUGUUCCCCCAACUGCUGUAACAGUGCCGAGACUAUUCUCAUUAUAGCUGAGCAUUGCUUUGUGGCCCAUCUGGGUGGGAACAGACAGUUGAGUACCAUGGCCAAGUCCGUGGUCAUUCAAACGCUCAGUUUCCUCUGCCACCGCGUACUGACCGACAGUCACAAGUCUAUUUACAAGAUUGCUUUCUCCAAGACUGAUGAUGCCAAUGAUGCCAUCGCUGAAUUCAGCUCCAAAGAUACCAGAGGAAAGGUGGAGUCUCUCCUGGGGGAUGUGAUGAAGAUACUGAAGUACUUCUGCGAGAAAAUAUCAGGGUGUUGUAGCAGUGUGACGAGCCAGCAGCCCAGCCCCCUCCUGCCCCUGUAUCUGGAGUGUGUACACUCCAUGUUCACCAGUUCUUCACCACACCUGCAGUACAACCAGGAGUUUCUCGACCUGGUCUGGCAGCAGCUAUGCCCCUCCCUGAUCUUCCUGCUGGGCAGUCCAGUGACUGACAAGUCUGUCAUGGCCACCAGUAUGGACGACAGAUUUGUGGCAGAUCACGGCAGGGGGUCAGGCACAUCUGCUGCAGCGCCUUCUGUGAUUGGUCCUGCAGCUCGCACGAUCUAUGGGAUCGCCGCAGAGCUGUUGCGAUUGGUCGGCAGUGUGGAGUCGUUACGUCCAGUGUUACAGUCCCUGUGGCACAAGAUUCUCCUGUACCCACCUCCUCAUCAUAGGUUAGAAGCACUCAAGGCUAUCAAAGAGGUUUUAUCAGUCCCGGAGAGAGUGGUAGACAUUGCUGGCCCCUCCACCUCAGAUGUAAGCACCACUAAACACCAGGCAAACCCAACCAAGAAGAGGAAGGCAGACACAGACCUACUCAAACUGCUGGUAGAUGGCAUUGCUGAAGCUUCUCACUCCUCCAACUCUGACGUGUGCUACACCAGUGUGAGCUGCAUUGCUGGGCUGCUCCGCUCCGUGGAGCUGAUCAGUCAGGGGCAGGCCUUGACAGAAACACAGAUAGAGGACAUCAACAGGCAGAUGGAGGAAGCUGAGGAGGAGGGGAGGGGGGUCACCGAGGGAGACAAGGGAUUGGUCAAUGGGGAUGUGGGAGUGGAGUCAAAGUUCAAAGGUGAAGAGGAAGAUACAAAGGUCAAAGGUGAAGAAGAAUCCAUGGUUGAGACACCUGACACAAAAAAUGAUGAAGAAUCUAAAAAUGACAAAAGUGUGGUAGAAGAAGAGUCACAGGCGAGCAAAGAAAAUGUAGACAAAAUAGAAGAACAGAAAUCUGAAGAUGUCCCUGGAUCUGGAGAAGAAGAGAAAAAUGAAGGAGAUGGCUCUGAAGAUGUGCAGGAGGUUGGAGAAAAGGAAAGAGAGGAAAAGCAGGAGGGAAGAGAACCUGGGGAUGGUGCCAGUGGGGAGGAUGAUGGGAAGGCAGAUCAGUCCACUUCAGAGAAAGAGGGGGAUGCAGAGGGACAACAACAAGACACAGCGGAAGGUGGGACGAACAGCACACCUGCCACUGAUGAAGAGAAAGUAGAGGAGAGAAAGACUUCCAUUCAAAAGCCACCAGCAAGUUUUGAGAUGGAACGCCAGGUGGCACUGCAGAGAGCUGAGAUGGAGCGCAUUGCCCAUCAGAACAAGGAGCUGGAGAGGCAGGGUGCCCGUGACUUUGUGGACUGUCUGAUUGGAGUUCUUCCCUCAGUCCUCCCGCUCAUAGAGCCAGAGGGAGUGGACGACGCCUUGCAGACCUUUGCCUCACGAUUUUGUGCAGGAGUGAUGGAGAAACACAAGCAGGGCCAGGGCUCUGCCAACCUGCCUGUGUUGAAUGCUGAUGGGGUGUAUGUGGCCACGUUCUCUGCACUGCUGCUGAACCUGAAGCUUGUCAGGAUGGGACAUUACAACGGACAGGACUGUAGACUACCCAUGACACAGAAACAGUUUAUCGAGGAUGUCCAUGACAGCGGAGUGCUGGUGUACCUGUCCUCCACAUGGCUGGGAGAGCUGUAUAAGAUGAUCGUCACUGUUAACAUCCUGGGGGCAGCAGGCUACCUGCCUGCCUCACCGCAGAGUAACCAGGCUCUUAUAACCAUGUUAACAGACAUUGAUGGAAUGGGGAACAGACACAUCGGGGGACAGAUGAUGCACGAUGCCACUGUCAGUCUUGUGCUUCCUGUGCAGAAGGAUGCUGGGAAUGAAACGGCAGUUGCUGCAGGUCAGAAGCUAGUCCAUAAUAUCCUCCUGACCUGCUGGGACAGCAUGGUGGAUGUCAUGGCCGUCCCUCUCAGUGCCAAGAACUCAGCCGGGAUCAGCAACAUCGCCCUCAUCCUGGGGACGGAGGGAGCAAAAGAGCAGAACCUGAAGGACAGAGAUGCCAUCUGUAUGAGCCUGGAUGGGCUGAGGAAGGCUGCACGACUCAGUUGCACCCUGGGUUACUCCAAUGUUUCUGACAUGAGUGAAGUUAGAGGUGUCCAGGAAAGGUGUGGUGCAGUGUUUGCCCAGUUGGCCAACGCCUCGUGUAUAUCACUGGAACCCAGCAAGCCUCAGGUAUCCCCCGGGGACAAGAAGGGUCUGAAGGCCAAGAUGAACAAGCCACAGCCCCUCCGCCUGCACGCGGCUCACGUACUGAGCAUGGACGCACUGCUCAACACUGGGCUGGAGAUGGGCAGUCACUCUGCAGAGUGCUGGAAACAUGUCUUUAGGUGUUGUGCCUACGUGUCCCACCUAGAACACUCCCACUUCAGUGGAGGGGACAACCAGGCCAGCCUUCCCAAGGUGCAACACCAGAAGGAGCUUCCACAGGACAUGUCAAUGACCUAUGAUGACCUCUCAGGUGGCCCUGAAGCCAUGUAUAUGCCAGCAGCCAAUCCGGUGAUCCCCAGUAUCAACAUCCAUGAGAUGAUCACAGAGGGGAGGAAGGAGACAGGACUGGAGAUGUCAGCUAAGGGAGGCGGUGUGCUCAGCUCUGCUAAUGCUGCCAAGGCUGUGUACAGACUGUCAGCUGAUGUGGACAGGUUGUUUGAGGAGGCAGCUACCAGCCUGAACCUGCAUGCCCUGGUGGGUUUCCUGACAGAGCUGAGACAGGUGUCAGCUGACCAGCUGUUCAGUACUGCCCCUGAGGUCAUUGACCCUGUCAUGAUGCCCAAACCCACAGGAAAUGGCAGCCAGUUCAGCACCUACCUGCACCUGAGUCACCUGGGUGAGGUCAUGCUGCGCUGUUCCCGCAGCUUCCAGCGACCACUGCUGCACAUCAUGCGUGCCUGGGGCAUCGUAGCACCUCAUUUAGUGGAGGCUGCCUGCCACAAGGAUCGCCAUGUCUCCAAGAGGGCGGUUACGUGUAUCCAUGACAUUAUGAUCGAGCUGCUGAACAACCGAGAAGAGAAACCGCACUUCAACUUUAACGAGGCGCUCUUCAAACCGUUUGAGAAUCUCCUGUGUCUGGAGCUGUGUGAUAAUGAUGUACAGGACCAGGUUGUGAGCUCCAUAGCCGAGCUGGUUGAGGCCAGCACCACGAGUAUUAAGUCAGGCUGGAGACCACUGUUUGGGGCUCUGAGGGUGGUCAAGGUUUACAAACCAAAGGGAGGAGAUUAUUUCAUCAGUGAGGAGCGCCACGAGCAGCCGACCGCGCCAGUGUUUGACGUGUUCGAGGCCUUCCUCGGUACGGAGAAUGUCCACGUGUUUGCUAACGCUGCCAUGGACUGUAUCCUGUGUCUGCUCAAGUUCAUCCGUGGGCCUCAUGGAGUCCGAGAGGGUGAUUCGGACUCAGAUGAUGACGAUGACACUGACAGUGACUUUGAGCAGGUGGAGGCCCCCCCACCCCCAGACCAGGAGGAGAGUAGGGAGCGUGGGGACCUGUGUCUGCCUGCCCUGGAGUACCUGCACAGGUGUCACAAGACUCUGGCCUCCAUGUACACCAUGCCUUCAUGUCCUGUCUUCAAGGGUGCCAAUCACAUCAACAUCAACAAUGUACUGAAGAUAGACACCAGGAGGGAAGCCGUAGAUUCAGCAGCCAGGAAGAGGUCUACUUCAAGGUCAGGAGGGUCAGAGUAUGACAGUGAUGAUGAGGAAGAAGAAGAUGAAGAUGAUGGGAGGGAGAGGAAGACGUGCAACUAUCCUGUCUUCUCUAUGGAUGACAACACAGGUGUUAUCCGGGUGUGGUUCCUGCUCCUUGAAGGGCUGACAGGUUCUGUCACUACCUGCCCUAAGACAUACCAGCCUCAGACCCUGGAGCUGCUCUUCAAACUCCUUAGAUCUGUUGCAGAAGUGCCAGGCCCCCAGUUUGCAGUGUUCGCCGUGACCCACCUCCUCCUCCCAAUGCUACAAUCCUGGGUGCGGCGCAGCCACCACGUCCCGGACUUCUGGGACACGUCCAAGGCAAACUUCAAACACGCGUGCGGCCUGUCCACGGACCUGGUGGUGGAGCACACCAACCUGUUUGCCGCUCGAGACGAGGCCUGGGUGUCCACCGACGUGCCUGUGAUGAUCCGACAGCUGCUCAGUCUACUGGUGGAGUGUAUAGGACAGCCUGUGGAGGCUAUCUCUAGACUAGGAUGUGCCUGUCUUAGACAUCUACUGCUGAGUGCUGGUCCAUCCUUUACGGAGGAGAUGUGGUCGGUGGCGUGUGAGGGACUGCUCCACGCCGUCAACGCCAGUCUGAAGAGCGUGAAGCUCCUGAUGGCGUGCUUCAACGCUGGCUCGCUGGAGUUUAACGGAGACGUGGGACAGGUCAGGGUGUCGGCGCGGACGGACUGUUCCGAGAUGGAGUGUAUCAGGAUACGCAGUCUGGCUCAGCAGGUAUUUCAAGUAGAGGACCAACAGGCCUCCAGUAACCCUGACCUGGAGGACGACAACCGUUCCUACAUCUUCCUUAUCCACCCACCUGACAUGGAAGGCUCACCUGUGGGGAAAAGGAUUCCCUUCAAGAACGUAGUUGUGGGUCUGAUCUCCCACCAGCUCCUUCUCCAGCUUCUUGGUUCCUUGCUAUUGUCCGGUGCCGGCACGAAGAGCACUGCAGAGGAACACAUCCUCGUCUCCACACCAAUGAGUCCCCCUGGUGGGACUGCCGCAAACUGCGAGUCCAAAGACUCAAACAGCAAGCAGUCAGAACAUUUGCCGGGACUUCUGGACUAUCUGUCACCGAAAAACCUGGUCAAGAUAUUCGAGUGCCUGUUAGAGUCGUACAACACGGCGUGCGAGUUCGACGCUCGCCCCGGUCUGAAGUUUCUGUUCCAGAAGGUGGGGAAGCUGGAGGCAGCAGCAAACCUGUACAAGCAGACAGAAAGUAGCCUCACAUUCUACAUGCAUGCUCUCAUCGAAAAGUGCCAACACGCCGGCUCGGCUUUCACUCCGGAGAAGGUGAAAGAAAUCCUCUACAGCAAAGAGCGGACAUCGUCUACUUGUAGCACGGCAAGUACGGAAGCGGCGCCGGGAAAGGGCCCCCGGAGGAGGAACUUUAAGCGAGCGCAGUCGUUCAUUCACCCGGAGCUGAACAUCAUGCCAGACGUGGCUGACAACCAGGACUGGGUUUUCCUUCGGCUGAACCGCAUGGUCGCAGAGCUGUGCAGCAACUACAUCCAGAUGUUGAUCAACAAGAGUCUGGGCGAGCACGGCGCCGACAACAUCACCGACGAACCCCACCUCUUCCUGCUCAGCGCCGAAGCACAGAAUCCAAAAGACGAUAAGAAGAAGGUCCUGAUGCCCCUUCCCCCGGAGAAGAAAUCGACAUCGCCAAUGGGAGAGGUACACCAGAUCCAGCCGCAGGGUCAAACGUUGGGGCAGGUCACCAUGGAAGAGCCGCAGCAAGGAGGAAGACGGGGCUCCACAGACAGUGGUGGCAGCAGUGCAGAAGGGAAGUCUUCCGACAAUAAGGAAGAGGCUAGGGCCAAGGAGGAGAAGAAGGAACGGAAGGGGAAGAUGGAGAGUAUCUACACCUUAGCAACCAACAAGACCAUCGACAAACUGGUGGCACAGUAUAAGAAACACAAGCAGCAUCAGUCCAUGACCACAUUUGUAAAGGAGGAAAAGCAGGGUGAUAGAGCAACCUCCAGCCUCAUGAAGGGGCCUCCUCCUGUGCCAAGUAAGGGGCAAAACCCACAGCAGUCACUAGAUGGCGCUGCUGAGCAGAGUGCCACCAAGCAGCAACCCCAACAGCAACCACCCAGGUCCCAGCAUGACAGGAAAAAGUUCGCAGUGAUGAAAGAUUCGGACGCCAGGGUGCAGACCUGGACAGAGAUCGUUUUAUCAACUCUGCAACUUCUGCAAAAGAUGCCGGAUAAGCAGUUCUGUACUCUCCUGCCCGCCGUCUUCCCGUGUAUCAACCAGCUGGUGUGUCACGUGACGGACCCAGGGCUGCGACAGGCUGUCCGUGAUUGGCUGGAACGUAUCGGCAAGGUCUACGGCAUCAUACCAUGAUGACACUUCUGAUUUGUUGCCAUUUUCUGGAAUUCUAACAAAAAUAAUUGUCCACUAACAUAGAGCUGUGUUUUAUAUGAUUUGUGGUUCAGGAGAUAGAUGUGAGGUUGCUAUCAAAAAUAGUCCAUAAGUCAGAAGAAGGCAUUUGUUUGGUUGGGUUUUGUUUUGUUAUUGUUAUUUGUUUGCUUGCUUUGUUGACUGCUUUGUCAACUAGAGCAGUGAAAUGCAAAAUCACACUCUGUGUGAACCUCAGCUGUAUAGUCCUGUAACAUUCAUAGCUAAUUUUCCUUCAGUUUUUGUUAUAAUGUCCAGUGCAAUCCACUACUGAAAGCUAGCUUUUGAAUUCUUAUCAUGUUUUUGAAGAGGUCAUUUGUAUGAGGCAAUGAUGUGAUUUCUGUGUUUGACGCUAUUGUAUUGGACACAUGGCAAUUGCUUAUAAAAUCUUGCUGUUGUUGAACAAACUUGAAAUCUACACCUCAACAUCAAAUUUGUUUUAUAUUAGAAAAAUAAGCCCAUCUCAAAACUACAUUUUUAUGUCCUGAAACAUUCUAAAUCUUGAGGUAUAGGUUUUCAGACAAAAAUGGUUACCAGUAGCUAGGUAGGUUCAACAUCAGCAGAGUUGUUUGAAGGGAAAGUACCAUGAUUGGUUAGAUCUGAUCACAUGAUCAAAAGACUCUGUUCCCAUUGGUCUACACCUAAUGCAAUCAAUCAUGUCCAGGUGCAAUCUGUGAGGGGCCCUUAUUACCCAUUGUCUCUCUUGUGUUUUUUGUGGCAUCCUACCUGCGGAAAUUCUUGGCUUUUAAUGAUGGUAAUAGCCAGACACCUGCUGAGAGCGAUGAUGGUAGAAUGACAUAAAACUUUAACAGUGGAACUAAUUACUAUAUAUAUUCUGCUGGUACAUAUUGU
This is a messenger RNA of Branchiostoma floridae (Florida lancelet), 7745 nucleotides long. Its product is annotated as brefeldin A-inhibited guanine nucleotide-exchange protein 3-like. Gene Ontology annotation, biological process: regulation of ARF protein signal transduction. NCBI's taxonomy places the organism in Eukaryota, Metazoa, Chordata, Leptocardii, Amphioxiformes, Branchiostomatidae. The transcript is spliced from 37 exons. The record is from RefSeq and is a predicted model, not a curated record. Gene Ontology annotation, molecular function: guanyl-nucleotide exchange factor activity. Bases 84 to 6839 code for a protein of 2251 amino acids.